Messenger RNA from Capronia coronata CBS 617.96, 2214 nucleotides. RefSeq lists its product as uncharacterized. Gene Ontology annotation, biological process: transmembrane transport. The record is from RefSeq and is a predicted model, not a curated record. The transcript has 3 exons. Gene Ontology annotation, cellular component: membrane. The coding region runs from base 1 to 2214 and encodes 737 amino acids. Lineage: Eukaryota; Fungi; Ascomycota; Eurotiomycetes; Chaetothyriales; Herpotrichiellaceae.
AUGCCGGAGAACCUCGAUACCAGUCAAAUCAAAAGCUGGCGCUCAAUUGUCACGCUUGUAGUAUUUGUCCUAACAAAUAUCACAGUGCUUUUCCCCUGGCACAUACCGAUAUUUGUUCCUCUGCCGCUUGCGAAUGCAGUUCUCAACACCCUCAGAAGCUGGCGCGUAAUCGGCCCGCCAGACAACCGUUUUGACAAUGAAGGCAAGGAUGGUGUACCUCGCAAGGUCGGGUAUUUCGUACGGCUGCAGUUCCCCAUGAACUUUGUAACGGCACCUUUCGUAGCAGAUCUCUUCCUGCUUGCCAUUUCUGCUAUUGGUCGACAGGAGGUGCAUGAUGGUACAAUUGGGGCGAACAACAUCUCCCCCGUCGACAUCAUGAUAUUUUUCCUUACGUUGGCCUACAUCGCCAUUUCGAUCGACGCAUCCGGUCUGAUCAGGUACCUCGCAUUCAGGGUGCUUAAGAAAGGUGGCAAGGUCGGACACCAACUCUUCUUCUACCUCUAUGCCUUCUUUUUCGGCCUGGGAAGCUUCAUUGGCAAUGACCCUAUCAUCCUGUCCGGCACAGCAUUUCUUGCUUAUAUGACACGAGUUUCGAAGAACAUCAUGCACCCCCGAGCGUGGAUUGUCAGUCAAUUUGCCGUCGCGAACACUGCUUCAGCAAUCCUUGUCUCCUCUAACCCAACCAAUCUCGUACUUGCGGGGGCCUUCAAGAUCAAAUUCAUCAAUUACACCGCCAACAUGAUCGUUCCCGUCGUUGUCACGGCCAUCGUCCUAUUCCCGUUCCUGCUAUACGUCGUCUUCGCCGAUGAGCGACUUAUUCCAUUGUCGAUUGUGACCAGGGAGCUUCCGGACGAAUUGAAGACUCAGACGCCCCGCAACCCCAAUAUCCCUUACGCCAGAGGCAACGCUGAGGAAGCAGUCAUGACGGCCGCUUCUAAUGAGAAAGGCAAGCUUCUCUUGCUGGCAGAGAUUAUGCAUCCUUUCCUCGAUAAGAAGGGCGCAACGUUCGGAGCGGUCAUCAUGGCAGUCACGCUUAUCACCCUUCUAGCACUCAACGCAGUGAGCCAAAGUCAAGGGGAACAUCCCGUGUUUUGGGUGACUCUGCCAGCUGCAUUCGUCAUGUUUUGCUGGGACGUCACAUUCGGCUUCCUCAACCGCAAGCAGACGCGCGAAAACGCUCGCCAAGGGCCUCUGGACGUUGAGCCGGCCGGCAGCGGAGCUGAGAACGGAGAAGUACAAGAAAAAUCUGGGCACGAAGAACAGGUCGAGAAAGAUGACCUGUCUGAGUCGACAGGUCCAACCACGGCUCAUUUGGAGCAUCCAUCGCCUCCCGGUUCUGGUCUGACCGUAUUUGGCAGGGGCAGCAAACCAGCUUCUGCGUCCCCGUCUAUACAUGACUCCUCAGAUUCAAUGCUCGUUCCUCGGGACGACCGAUUUGACCGACUAUCCAUUGGGGUAAUCGGAACGACCGAGGAGAAGGGCAAAUCGGUCCACGUCGACUCCUCAAGUAUACCACCUCGGACGCCACAAGACGCGACACACGUGGAACUGAUUGAUGAGCAGCCCAGCACUUCCGAGCUUGAGCUUGAGGUGGCGUGUCGUCAGAACCGUGAGAGGGCGACACUUGUCUCGCUUGUCAGCGAUGGAUAUCGAUGGUUACGGAUAUCGUUCCCCACCGUGACGGCCGUGGUGGCGCACUUGCCAUUUAUGCUUGUGCCGUUUGCUCUGUCGAUGUUUGUCCUAGUCCAAGCAUUGGUCACGAAAGGCUGGGUGCCGGUGUUUGCCCAUGGGUGGGACCACUGGGUGAACAAGACCGGAACAAUCGGCAGCAUUGGUGGCAUGGGGUUCCUCUCUGUGGUUCUCUGCAAUUUUGCCGGCACCAACAUCGGCAGCACCAUUCUGCUGUCCCGCGUCAUACAGGCUUGGGAAGAGAUUCACCGCGUCAAUGGAGUGCCUCUGUCGGAUCGGACCUUCUGGGCAACAGUGUACACUAUGGCCCUGGGUGUCAAUUAUGGCGCCUUCAGCAUGGCAUUUAGCGCGUCAUUGGCUGGGCUGCUGUGGAGAGACAUUCUGGAAAGAAAACACAUCACCGUGGGCAGACUCGAAUUUGCGUGGUGGAAUCUUCCUAUCAUCGCCAUCGCCAUGGCUGUCGGCUGUGCCGUCCUCACUGCGGAGGUGUAUAUCAUGAGAGACGAUUCUCCUUACAAAAGUUGA